Molecule: messenger RNA, 1208 nt
Organism: Cimex lectularius (bed bug)
Lineage: Eukaryota; Metazoa; Arthropoda; Insecta; Hemiptera; Cimicidae
Product: sulfotransferase 4A1-like
Exons: 7
Coding region: 136-1137 (333 amino acids)
Biological process (GO): sulfation
Cellular component (GO): cytoplasm
Molecular function (GO): sulfotransferase activity
Source: RefSeq, a predicted model, not a curated record
CUGAAAUGAGGACAGUAUAAAUCUUUGGUAAGGCAGCCUCUCCUACCUCCAGGGAUUUCCAAGGACAUAAUUUGAAUCACUUUCACAUUUUAUUCUUCUUAAGAACAAGAAUGGUACACUUAUGUUGUAGCAACAAUGUUCCCUCACAAAUAUGUGCCUGUUGACAAUGCUAUAAAUGAGAAGUUAUUGCGGGAUUUCAAAGGAGAGAAGUCAGGAUUUUGCCAAGUCGGAGACAAAAAAUGGCUGCUGCCAAUUGCUUAUAAAAACCAUGCUGAAGAAUAUUACACACUGCCUUUGCGAAAAGAUGAUAUUUGGGUUGUCACUUUUCCAAGAUCAGGGACUACAUUGACUCAAGAGCUUGUUUGGAUAAUUAACAACGAUUUGGAUUUUAAAACAUCUUUGUCGGUAUCCUUGCAAGACCGGUUUCCCUUUAUGGAAUUAAACACAUUGAUUCACGAUGAGCAUGCACAAGAGAUCAUCGACAUGAACAAUGACCCGGUUGUCACAGGACUGGUCAAAAGUUGGAAAACACCCGGUCCAAGAAUCGCUAAAGACCUCAAAUCGCCAAGACACUUUAAAACGCACUUGCCAUUCUCUCUGCUUCCGCCGAAUCUGCUCAACACGUCCAAAGUUAUUUAUGUCGCAAGGAAUCCAGAUGAUGUAGUAGCAUCUUACUACUACCAUAACAAACUUGUCAGGCUCCACGAUUACACAAAUGAUUUCCAGCAGUACUGGAAUUAUUUCAAGAAUGAUUUGGUUGUUUUUGCCCCAUACUGGAAACAUGUGGAAGAAGGUUGGAACAGGCGUUCUCAUCCAAAUUUAUUAUUUUUGUAUUACGAAGACAUAGUCAAGGACAUGAGGUCUGUUAUACGUAAAGUGGCUAGCUUUUUGGGUAAGACACUCAGCGAAGACAAUGUGGACCAGGUUUUCGCCCAUUUACAAAUAGAGAAUCUCAGGAAGGUCCCUAUGCUGACGAAUGCAAAUUUAGUGGGUUUUGUAAACGGCUCAGGAGAGGGUUUUAUCAGACAAGGUAAAGUUGGAGGGAAUAAGGAGUUAUACGGACAAUUGAAAGAAGAUGUGGACGAGUGGGUCCAAGAGAACUUGCGUAAAACUGGAUUGCCACCAUUUCCAGUUUGAGUGUUCUGCUAGAUAAACUGCAUUGUCUUUUUCUUAAUUUCCGUAUUGCAAAGAAAACUCAUGGCUAUUUA